Drosophila eugracilis is the source of this 923-nucleotide messenger RNA. RefSeq lists its product as uncharacterized. The record is from RefSeq and is a predicted model, not a curated record. Gene Ontology annotation, cellular component: nucleus. Bases 96 to 629 code for a protein of 177 amino acids. The transcript is spliced from 2 exons. Gene Ontology annotation, molecular function: zinc ion binding. NCBI's taxonomy places the organism in Eukaryota, Metazoa, Arthropoda, Insecta, Diptera, Drosophilidae.
AUCGAUUUUUAUUUCCAAAGAAAUUUAUAAACAAAACUUUUUUUAAAUUCAAAUUUGAUUUCUAAAGAAUUCGACCAUUAUUUAAAACAAAAACAAUGGACAUAUUCGAGAGCUUCUGCCGGACGUGCGGAAACGAGUGUCUGGAGUCGCUAUGCAUCUACGAGGAGAGCGUUAGUGCUUUGGACAAAAUGGUGCCCAUUGCGGAGAUGCUUGAAACCUGUCUGCCUGACUCCUUGCCGCCCAUGGUCCAGUCCGACGACUAUCCCAAGCAGAUCUGCCGCAUCUGCGUAAACAAGCUAACUAUAGCCUACGAGUUUAGCCACCAGUGGAUGGGCGCCCACAGGGAGUUCAACGUGGCUCUGAAGUUCGAGCAAAGAAGGAAGCGCAGUCUGGCCAGCAAAUCUCAAUCAAAUCAAGUGAAGCCGAAGGAUGAGCAGCUGCACACAGAGGUGACGGAUACAGUGCCCCUCAAAAUCGAACCGGAAGUGGCAGCUAUAAGCGCUGUAACUGCAGAGGUAAAGUCCAGCAGCAAUUCCAAACUUGGCUUUAAGUGCGGCAUUUGUCAGAAAAGUUUUCACACAGAGAAGGCCUGCAGGUUCCACUUUAAAUUCUCGCACAAGGAUCUUUAGUGAGCUUUUUUACAGUUAGUAAGAUAUUUCACAUUUAAUUUUCUCGCUGACUAAGUGCACGACUUAAAGGCAUUUAGUUUAGCAAUUAUAUUUCGUAAUUGCAUAGAAAUUGUAAUAUUUUUAUGAUGUAAUUAUUUUUUUGAAAGUUGUUGUCUGCAAAAUAAGGAAUUUCUCUGCCUAUGCCCUAUCAUAAGCAGAUUUACUAGCAAUAGUUUAUUGUUACAUUAGGAUAUUUGUUAUAUUAAGAUACAAAUAUAAAAUAAUUAAUUUUAAAUAAAAGAAAUUCACUCUAAA